Messenger RNA from Anopheles merus, 4639 nucleotides. It is a transcript of the gene exd, whose product is annotated as homeobox protein extradenticle. Lineage: Eukaryota; Metazoa; Arthropoda; Insecta; Diptera; Culicidae. Gene Ontology annotation, molecular function: RNA polymerase II cis-regulatory region sequence-specific DNA binding; DNA-binding transcription factor activity, RNA polymerase II-specific. The transcript has 9 exons. Gene Ontology annotation, biological process: regulation of transcription by RNA polymerase II; embryonic organ development; neuron development. The record is from RefSeq and is a predicted model, not a curated record. Gene Ontology annotation, cellular component: nucleus. The coding region runs from base 642 to 1769 and encodes 375 amino acids.
GAACUUGGAACUUGGAACUAUGGAACUUUAGGAAGAUACGUUCUUGAGUUCAUAGUAUAAGUGUGAAGAAUACAAACGGGUCAAGUUUCACAACUACAUACACGAGUUCUGUUCUCACAAACACAACAGCAAACGUCAUCUAUAGAUGAUGAGGGUAUACGUUUGUAGAAUGAGUAGUAUGCGUGUAGCAUUUCGUUAGAAAGCUUCGGUGUGUGCAGUUGUGAUGUUCGAUAGCUGAAAAGAAUUAGGUGUCUAUUUAUGUGUAAAAUUUGUUUGUGAAUUCCAGUGUGUUAAAAACAUUAUUCUGAUAUGUCGUUAAACAACGUUUAUGUCUGUAAACUGUAAACUGCAAUCGAACGAUACGCGAUAAGGAACAGGUGUUGGUUGUAAAAGUAUAAACACGUCUGAAUGUUUUCAACUCACAUUUAUGCAUUUGUAACAUCAAAAGCAUUUGAGUGUUCCAGCGAAACUAUGUGAUAAAAUAAACAUCAUUAGCGCGUUUUUCUUGCAUGCAGGAUCUUUAAGGAAAAAAUACUCUGGUUUAAAUAAGGUGGCAUUUCGUAGUUUCAGCGAGUGGUAUUCAUCCAACGAAAUAACCGGUAGGAUACUAUUGAACGAUCUCUACCACAAUUAUCAUCUCAAUGGAAGAUCCGAAUCGAAUGAUGGGAGGUCACGGUGGCUUAAUGCCACCAAAUUAUGGCAUGCCGACCAACGAUGGUCAAGCAGGAGUGGACAACGAUCCUAGGAAACAAGAUAUUGGCGAAAUUUUGCAGCAAAUCAUGAACAUUACUGACCAAUCCCUGGAUGAGGCCCAAGCUCGCAAGCACACACUUAACUGCCACAGGAUGAAACCAGUUUUGUUUGCUGUGUUGUGCGAAAUCAAGGAAAAAACAGUUCUAUCGCUGCGAAACACCCAAGAAGAAGAACCUCCAGAUCCGCAGUUGAUGCGAUUGGACAACAUGUUGAUUGCCGAAGGAGUCGCUGGUCCAGAAAAAGGCGGUGGUGCAGGUGCGGAUAGUGCCGCGGCAGCAAUGGCCGCUGCCAACGAUUUUUUGUCACAAUCUGAUCUAACUGGUGGACAAGACAAUGCGAUCGAGCAUUCAGACUAUCGUGCAAAAUUAGCCCAAAUUCGCCAGAUUUAUCACCAGGAGCUUGAAAAAUAUGAACAAGCUUGUAGCGAGUUUACCACGCAUGUAAUGAACUUACUAAGAGAGCAAAGCCGUACAAGGCCCAUUACCCCGAAAGAAAUUGAACGUAUGGUACAAAUCAUUCAUCGCAAAUUCAGCUCCAUUCAAAUGCAGCUCAAACAAUCCACCUGUGAAGCCGUUAUGAUCUUGCGCUCACGAUUCUUAGACGCACGAAGAAAGAGGCGCAAUUUCAGCAAGCAGGCUUCUGAAAUUCUUAACGAAUACUUCUAUAGCCACCUAAGUAACCCUUAUCCGUCAGAAGAGGCAAAGGAAGAACUAGCAAGAAAAUGUGGCAUUACGGUUUCGCAAGUUUCAAAUUGGUUUGGAAAUAAGCGCAUUCGUUACAAAAAGAACAUUGGGAAGGCUCAGGAGGAGGCAAAUCUGUACGCUGCCAAAAAGGCAGCAGGCGCAUCUCCGUACUCUAUGGGAGGACCUCCUAGCGGCGCCGCAACUCCAAUGAUGUCUCCCGCCCCUGCGCAAGACUCAAUGGGCUAUUCAUUGGGAUCUGGUGGUUACGAUCAGCAGCAGCCCUACGAUGGUAGUAUGGGAUACGAUCAAUUACACCAGGAUUUAAGUCCGUAAAUUGAUAGAGGAUCAGUCGGGUAUAAAAAAAUCAAUACUUCCGAACGCUACCGGUGCUGUUCAUGGCAACAAUAUCAGGAUUUUGUGUUUAAAAUUUCGUAUGCGUUAUUUUUAACAUUUUUACUACAAACAUUUUGCAACUAAACAGCCACCGAUACACACUAGAAAUGAACAUGGAAUAGCUCUCGAAGCGUGCAAAAUAUGAAGUGUAUCUUUAGUUUUACUUUCUACCUUAGAGUACAUCACACAUCAAGAUGAGAACACAAGUAUACGGAUAAAUGGCAUUAAACUAACUUUGAAAAUAAGUGAAAUAAAGUGUGUUUUGCUGAAAUAAUUGGUUCCCGCAUAACAAUACAAAUAUUUAAAACGAAAAAACAUUGAAUUCAUUUUACAAGGAACAAACGUUUCCAGCCUGCAUUCAACGAUGUUAAUUAAUACGAUUUAGGACAGAUAUCAGGAGUAGUAACGAUACUGCAAAGCAACUUAUUUUAUUCCUACUGAUAAUUGAAAUGGAAAAAGUCGUAUGUAAUACAUCACACUUAUGACAUGUAACUAAUCAUGAAGACAUGUAAUGAGUAGUAGAAUUUGAAAAUAUUUGUUUCUUCGUACCCCAUCCCUUGGCUUUGGUGGAGAAUGGUAUUUUAAUUUCACGAAUUACUAUAUAACGAAUUCAUAAUAUUGACAUUAUGAACCUCUUGGAAUUCAAUAUAUCUCACAUUAUGUGCUCUAUUCUUUUGUUUUUGCAAGAUGGAUUGAAAUGUGCGAAUCAUGCGAAAAAUGUUUUUAUAACAAGCAGCAAGGUUGAAAUAAAAUAGCUGGAUUCUACUGUGUACACUUUACCCGAUGUAUAAAAUUUGCCUGAACCUACUGAUUCAGAAUUCAUGUAUUAAAUAAUUUUUCCCGAUCUAUAAUAUGUGUUAUUUAUGAUGUUACUAUUAUAAUCUCAUAAACUUAGUUUUUUACGCUGGCAGAUUGAAUGCAUUAACAUAAUUUACAUCAAAAGCCCUGCGUACACAGCAAUAAAAAUAUUUUAAAUCUUCGAGAUUGCCACUAUCAGCUGGCAAUGAACCACAAAAUACUUUUUUAUAUUUACUUUACAAAAAAUAUUUUUUGGAUGAUGUUUCAGAAAAAAUAAACGCAUACAAAUACCAUUUUCUUAAUGAAUUUAGAAGACAACAACAUAAACUGCAUAAUUGAAUACAGAGAGAAAUGUAAUCAUAGAGGGAUCUGGGAAUCAAACUCACGAUGUAUACCUUUAGAUAAUAGGAUUGCAUAAGAACGAUGAUAGAAAAAGCAGCGCUACAAUGGAUGAUGCAAUAGCAAUAGAAUGCAACACGCUAGUUGAAUGCAGAAAGUAUAAUGCGUCGCACCAAGGUUGGGAGAUGAUAAUCUUAUGUGAACGUGACACUAAAUACAACAACAUAAAAAGCUACAUCGAAAUUGAAAACUAGAAGAUAAAUACAAAAUUCAACUAUUAUAAGUUGCACAUAUACCGAAUUUUGCCAAUCUGCAGGGAAUCUAUUGAAUUAAAACUGAAGACAUAUAUUUAUCGUGUUUUAUUUUGAAGGACUAUUAAAAACUACGUGAAAGAUUAAGUUCAUCCUGCAUGUGCAUUAUUUUAGCCGAAAUUUGCUUAAAUUCCUAAUGGUUUGAAUUACCGAGAAGUUAUGACAGUAUACAAAAGAUAAAACUAUCAUUCAUAGCAUCGGAUGAUGAAGCACCUAUGCGGGCAGUAAGCACCAUGGACAUUGUUUAUGGUGUAAAUUAUAUACGUAAUUAAAAAAUAAUGAACUGUAAAGAAUCUGCUUAACUUGGGGCGAAAACUUUCUACAACAAGGGAGUAACUCACGAACAAAAAUUUUGCGUAGUGAAAAACGGCAAAAGAAAAAUAAAACAAAAUCUUCGGUAAAAGUUAUAACACCUCGACAGUCGAUUUUAUUUCAAACCAUAUUGAAAAAUAUGGUUCAAAAUAUGGCUAUCAAUUCCAUACUGAAUGAAAACGCAAUGGGACACACAUUUAUGAUAAUUUUUGUAUAAGGCUAAAACUAUACCACAUAUUAGUUUUCAUUUUUUUAAAUAUUUUGUUUGCUUCUUUUGGAAGCGUUAUAUACAUGUAAUUAAACAAUUUUGAAUUUGACUAUUCUUUUGAAUCCUCAAACGUUUCUAAGCUACUUGCCAGUAUUUGUGAUGUGCCCAUAAAAUAUGAUCCAUAUUUUCUUCCCUCUUGGAAUUAUCGUUUCUAUUAAUUUUUUGAAGAUGUGUAAUUUCGCUGUAAACAAUAAACAAACAGUACAUUGUAAAAUAUUAGAAACUGAUGUACAACUAGUGUACCAGCAAAAGUGCUGCGAUCAAUUGUGUGAUUACAAUACAGAUGUAAAUCCUGAGCAAAUAAUAUAGAAGCAGCCAAAAUCUUCAAUUAACCAUAGGCCGUAGCAUUUUUUGCUUCGUUUGAGUAAAAAAUCAGUGAGUAAAUUAUAGCAAAGAGAGCUUCCAAUAGUCAAAAAACGGUUAUUACCGUGAUUUGACGUACGACGCCUCUUGCGAAAUACAAACAGAAACAAGAUAAAAUACAUCUGAAACGUCAACGACAAUAUACGUAUGGAAAGUGUAUGUAGAUGCAAAAAAAAACUAGAAAUAAAUAAUCUGCGGAAACAAAAUCAUUAAAAAAAUGUAUGAAUGACACGUUGAAUGCAAAAAGUGUUGGAUCGCUUGAGCAGAUGAAAAAAAAUUGAGUUGAAAAAAAUAAUCAUUUGUAUACGAAUUAAGAAGAAAAUAAUUUCAAGAAAAUCUAAUAAUUUCUGCAAACACCGUAGACACCUUUGACAAUAAGUGUGUCUACACAAAUAAGUUUAAGCGUAGUGUGAACAGAA